This is a messenger RNA of Penicilliopsis zonata CBS 506.65, 2379 nucleotides long. RefSeq lists its product as hypothetical. Bases 161 to 2119 code for a protein of 652 amino acids. Lineage: Eukaryota; Fungi; Ascomycota; Eurotiomycetes; Eurotiales; Aspergillaceae. The record is from RefSeq and is a predicted model, not a curated record. The transcript has 5 exons. Gene Ontology annotation, cellular component: endosome; fungal-type vacuole membrane. Gene Ontology annotation, biological process: protein localization to membrane; vacuolar transport.
CAAUCCCCUCAGAUCGACUGCAUCUGUUCCAGAGAUAUCUAUCUCGCGCUCGAGCGUCUCAGCUGAAUCUAUGAGCCGGUCGAAUCAGCCUGGCAUUGUUCGUGGCAGCUUCUAGAUCGUUAAAAGCCAACUAACGCCGUUGGUUUCAAGAACGCCCACGAUGCGGUUCUCCGACCUGUCCUCCUCCUCCGUGUUUGCCUCCCUCCUGCUCACUCUUCCCUCGUUAUCCGCUGCCUUCUAUCUGCCUGGUGUCGUCCCGACGUCGUACGAUGAAGGCCAGGUUGUGCCGCUGUACGUCAACCGUCUCACCCCGGGGUUAGCACGACAGGACGACCAGCUUCACUCGGUGCUAUCCUACGAUUACUACCAUCCGGCAUUCCAUCUGUGCCGGCCGAAAGACGGACCUCAAGAUGUCCGGGAAUCGUUGGGCAGCAUUCUGUUCGGCGACCGGAUCCGCACCUCCCCCUUUGAACUGCACAUGGCCAAGAACGAGACCUGCAAGGCCGUCUGCGAACCGGUCACCUUCGACUCACGAAGCGCCAUGUUCACCAACCGGCGGAUCGUCCAGGGCUACAACAUCAACUGGCUGGUGGAUGGCCUGCCCGCGGCGCAACUCAACCUGGACUCCAUCACCAACACGCAGUUCUACAGCCCUGGCUUUGCCCUGGGGUCGAUCCACGAGAGCGGCCAGCCCGUCCUGCACAACCACUUCAAUAUCCUGAUCGACUACCACCACGUUGGCCUCGGCUCCAAGGACAAGUACCGGGUCGUCGGCGUGCUCGUCCAGCCCGAAUCUCGCCUGCGUUCGACCGCUCUGUCCGAUGGCUCGGCCGAGUGCGGCGACGACGGCGACACCACCCCCAUGGUUCUGGCCGAGGAUGGCGAAACCGUCGUCUCCUGGACUUAUAGUGUUUACUGGCGCGAGUCGCCCACCGCCUGGGCAACCCGCUGGGACAAGUACUUGCACGUCUACGACCCCAAGAUUCACUGGUUCUCUCUCAUCAACUCGGCGGUCUUUGUCGUGUUUUUGGUCGGCAUGGUCAGCAUGAUCCUUUUGCGCGCGCUGAAGAAGGACAUCGCCCGCUACAACCGGUUGGACGUCAUGACCCUGGACGAUCUCGAUGGAACGUCUGCCGCAAUCGAAGACGGCAUCCAGGAGGACUCGGGCUGGAAAUUAGUCCACGGCGACGUCUUCCGCUGCCCUCAAUCCCCUCUCCUGCUCAGUGUUCUCCUGGGCAAUGGCGCCCAGCUGUUCAUGAUGACUGGUGUGACUGUUGCCUUCGCUCUCCUUGGUCUCCUCUCUCCCGCCAACCGCGGGUUCCUGGCCACCGCUAUUCUGUUGAUUUAUACCUUGUUCGGCUUCAUCGGCGGUUAUGUCUCCUCUCGCGCCUACAAGUCCUUUGGCGGAGAAGCCUGGAAACGCAACAUCCUCUUGACCCCGCUCCUGAUCCCGGGUUUCAUCUUCGCCGUCUUCUUCCUGCUGAACCUGUUUGUCUGGGCUCAGGGCUCCAGCGGUGCCGUGCCUUUUACGACCAUGCUUGCCCUGGUUGCCAUCUGGUUUGUCAUCAGUGUCCCCUUGAGCGUGGCGGGUAGCUGGUUAGGCUUCAAGCAACGGGCUCUUGAAGGACCUACCAAAACGAACCAGAUUCCGCGCCAAAUCCCUCCCAUGAGCGGGACUCUGCGUCCGAUCCCCUCGCUAUUUCUCACCGGCAUCCUUCCCUUUGCCGCCAUUUUUGUCGAGCUGUACUUCAUCAUGAACUCCCUGUGGACCAACAAGAUCUACUACAUGUUUGGCUUCCUCUUCGUCUGCUACGGCCUCAUGAUCAUCACCUCCGCCACGACGACCAUCCUGUUGGUCUAUUUCCUGCUCUGUGCCGAGAACUACCGCUGGCACUGGCGUGCCUUUGCCGGCGCGGGCAUGACUGGCGGCUAUGUCUUUAUCAACGCUCUCAUCUUCUGGGCUACCCGCGUCAGCUUCGGCGGGUUGACUGGCGCCGUCCUUUAUGUUGGAUACUCUGCCUUGAUCGGAUUCCUUGUUUUCGUCCUCACCGGUUCUAUCGGUUUCUUCUCCAGUUGGGCCUUUGUGCACCGCAUCUAUGGCUCGAUCAAGGUUGACUAGAGAGAUUAACUCUCGCCCUCCCCAUGACAAACGCUGUGGGAAACUAUUCCGUUGAUUAAAAAGCUGCAACUCGACCGCGUGUAUUAGUGAGUUGAGGCAUCGCCAUGCCUCCUGGAUGCUGUAGACUGGAGUUCGUUUGUUCUAUUGAUUCCAGAUAUCCUUUUGCAUAGUCGAGGCGACUCUUGUAUUGUAUAUAGACCAUGAUCACCUAGUAUUCUUCUAUUCUCUCCAACAUUGUCUCUUUAAUACAUCGAAUCUCC